GGAAGUCGCAGUAUUGCAGCGAGCGCGACACCAGCACCCCAAAUCGUCUUAAGGCUGUUAAGACUUCAACGGUUUUUCUGCCGGAAUUUAUUUGGUCAAAUCCACUCAAGAGACACGGAACAACAAACCGAACGGAUUUCUCAUCGUGGAUAUUCUGCUACGUGGGAAGACACCGAGCUUUUCCCUCAUCAACUCAAAGGCACACUUCGUCCCCGCGGUCCUGUGAUACAGCUGUUGCUGCCGUCCCGUGACGGAAUUAUUGUCUCUGCUGUUGGGGUGUAAGGAGGAGAGGAAGCAAAGAUGCCGAAACCGAUCAACGUCCGUGUGACCACUAUGGACGCCGAGCUGGAGUUUGCCAUCCAACCCAAUACCACAGGAAAGCAGCUCUUUGAUCAGGUGGUGAAGACGGUCGGCCUGCGGGAGGUCUGGUUCUUUGGCCUUCAGUAUGUGGACAGUAAAGGUUACAGUACUUGGCUCAAACUCAAUAAGAAGGUGACUCAGCAGGAUGUGAAGAAAGAGAACCCUCUGCAGUUUAAGUUCAGGGCCAAGUUCUUCCCGGAGGACGUCUCUGAGGAACUAAUUCAGGAGAUCACCCAGAGACUCUUCUUCCUGCAGGUGAAGGAGGCCAUCUUGAACGAUGAGAACUACUGCCCCCCAGAGACCGCUGUGCUGCUGGCGUCCUAUUCAGUCCAGGCCAAGUAUGGAGACUACAUCAAAGAUGUCCACAAAGUUGGCUACCUUACCCAUGACAGGCUGCUGCCUCAGAGAGUCCUGGAGCAGCACAAGCUAACCAAGGAACAGUGGGAGGACAGGAUACAGACGUGGCAUGAAGAACACCGAGGAAUGCUCAGGGAGGACUCUAUGAUGGAAUAUCUUAAAAUCGCCCAGGACUUGGAGAUGUACGGCGUCAACUACUUUGAGAUCAAGAACAAGAAGGGCACACAGCUGUGGCUCGGUGUGGAUGCUCUUGGCCUCAACAUCUAUGAACACGAAGACAAGUUGACACCAAAGAUCGGCUUUCCCUGGAGUGAGAUUCGAAACAUCUCUUUCAAUGACAAAAAGUUUGUCAUCAAACCCAUUGACAAGAAAGCGCCUGACUUUGUGUUUUAUGCUCCGCGACUGCGCAUCAACAAGCGUAUCUUGGCGCUGUGUAUGGGGAACCACGAGCUGUACAUGAGGAGGAGGAAGCCCGACACCAUUGAGGUGCAGCAGAUGAAGGCUCAGGCCCGGGAGGAGAAGCACCACAAACAGAUGGAGAGGGCUCAGCUGGAGAAUGAGAAGAAGAAGCGGGAGUAUGCAGAGAAAGAGAAGGAGAGGAUAGAGCGGGAGAAGGACGAGCUCAUGGAGCGGCUGAGACAGAUUGAAGAGCAGACGAUGACGGCCCAGAAAGAGCUGGAGGAACAGACUCGCCGGGCCAUGGAGCUGGAGCAAGAGAGAAGGAGAGCGAGGGAGGAGGCCGAGAGGCUGGAGAAGGAGAGGGAGGCGGCCGAGGAGGCCAAGGCAGAGCUGGCCAGACAGGCUGCAGACCAGCAGAAAACCCAGGAACAACUGGCGGCUGAACUGGCUGAAUUCACAGCCAAGAUCGCUCUCCUGGAAGAGGCCAAGAGGAAGAAAGACGACGAGGCCACAGAGUGGCAGUAUAAAGCCCUGUCGGCCCAGGAGGACCUGGAGAAGACCAAGGAGGAGCUGAAGUCCGCCAUGACAGUGGUGCCGGCGUCUCCGGGUGGCAACGCCGAGAGCGAGCACGACGAGCAGGACGAGAACCACGCGGAGGCCAGCGCUGAGCUGUCCAACGAGGGCGUCAGCCAGCUGGACCUCCGCAGCGAGGAGGAGCGCGUCACCGAAGCCCAGAAGAACGAGCGGGUGAAGAAGCAGCUGCAGACGCUGAGCUCGGAGUUGGCCGAGGCCAGAGACGAAACCAAGAAGACUCAGAACGACGUGCUCCACGCGGAGAACGUGAAGGCGGGCCGGGACAAGUACAAGACGCUGCGGCAGAUCCGAUCGGGCAACACGAAGCAGCGCAUCGACGAGUUUGAGUCCAUGUGAGAGCAGCAUCUCCCCCCUCCCCCUCCUUCCCGCCCGCCCCCCGCUCCCCAAAACUGUUCCCUCAGCAGCUGCUCAAUUUUCAUGGACAACAGUUGCUGCCGUCCCCGUAGAGCCCCCCGCUCCCACAGCUCCUCCCACUCCCCACCCGCGCAACACACGAAGGCAAUCUUGAGAAAUCCUCUUGUCAAACUUUGCCAAAGUCCCGCCCCAAAUCUCCAACCUGAAAGGUCUGGAUACGUCCCUCUAUGUGGAGUUCCACUCUGAGCAGGCUGAUGUUCUGCAGAGAUCCUCUGCGCGCUGUCAGCACAGUAGAAACUGUUCAACAAAAAAUGGAAGCAAUUUGAUUUUUUUUAUUUGUUAUUAUUAUUAUUUUGAGCAAAUUGGGCCAUAGAAAGCAACUGGUUUUUGUCAACUCGUAUGCAAAGGUUUGGAUGGUUUCAGUUAAACAUGAUUUAAACUACUUCCCUCUGCUUUAGUUGACUGUUUUUGUUUUUACGGAUUACGCCCUUUUUCUCCGGUGUCCGUCGAACACAUAAAGCCUCAGGCUGCGUCUGUUCCCUGGUGUUUGGGGAUAAAUGUGCCCACUGCUUUCAUUCAGCAUUCAACCGCUGCUUGUAUUAUUUCAAAACACAUCACAAGCUAGUUGUGCUUAUUCUCUUGGCAUUGGUGAGUCCCCAGAGAGCCGAGCUGAGGUCAAUUCAAACUGUUAUUUAAAUGUUACAUUCACGGCUUCAUGGUAAAAAUGACACUGCAGUAUUUUCCAGGCUGGAUAUGAAGGAGAGCAGUAAGUGAACCGGCCCUCGUUGGGAAAAGGGAAACUCAACCUGUCACGUGGGAGGUCUCGAUGAACGAAUGUAGCAACGGUAUCAAAGGGAAAAGCACGUGCCACCGAGCUUAAGUGUUAUAAAGAUAAGCUAAUUGGUAGUUGUGUAGCCUUGUUUGUGUGUGUGUGUGUGUGUGUGUGUUUCUGGCUUCGUAGUGUUUCAUUCGUAGUCCCUACAGAUGAUUUUCUCUGCCCACCAUUUCAAAAAGGGAGCCUGCGUAAAACCGACAGAUGUGGCGACAAAUGUGUACGCUGAGACCUGACACCUCUCUGGCUGGGGAGCUGAUGAAACCAUCGGCCCUCGACCCGGGACGUAUCUCUACCUCAGUAAUGUUAGAAGUAAGACUGACAGCCCCCCCUGCCCCACAACCCUCCUUUCCAAAAAAAAAACCCAUAACAAUAAGCAAGGUCACGAUCUUACUCGGAUGCUGUUACAUCCUCGAGCGUUGCUCCUGGGAAGGCUGCGUUAAGGUUUCGAGAACAUUACGGGAAAUGGUUGUUUGUCACGCUAGUGUCACACGAGUCACUUUGCGUGUUCUGGCUGGUUCCUGAGAAGCAUUCUGGGUUGUUGGUGGCGAGCCACAUGCACCCAAGGGCCCAUUUAAGAUGAGGCUCUCCUGUGUAAUAAUAAUUCAUUGCAGUCAGACCGUUUGCACAUCUGCAGUGGAUUGAUGGGACUGAGAGACUGCAGGAAGAGAUGCAUUAUGGGUCGCUCUAACAUGAAGGGACCUCGCUAAUGUGAUUUCUCCAAAUCUCUCCAGUCAAAUGGAGGGUUGGCCAAUUUGUUUCCCUAAAUCGUAUUAGGAAUUCUCAUAAUUUGUGCUCACUGAACAAACUGACUCCAUCUUUUCUGAGGUGGAACAUUUAUUUCAGGUUGAAUGUUUUUGGAAUGAGUAAAAAGUUUUUUUUAUUCACAAAAUAAUGAAAUGUUCUGGUAUUAUUUGUAAAGAUAUAUACUAGACAGCUGGUGUAGAGUGAUUGUUGUUUUUUUUCUUUUUAAUAGUCAUAGUUUUAAAGCACUGACACUGAAGCUUGCCUUUGGCAUUAACUUAACCCAGUGUCUGCUGUUAGUGUUCGCCAUAGCAGGGGAAGGAAAUGAUCCUGUGCUUCCAGCUUAUAUUUUUGUAUUGUGUUCAAAGACUCCAAACCAGCGGCGGCCGUUGCUAAACCGGACGGCUUCACAUCCGGUCCGAAAGGUUUGAGUUAUAGACGGUGUCUGAAGUCUGUCUGUGCUGGUGAUGCCUGCCCUGGCACCAGCAGUCACGUUUUGCUUGUAUGCCCCCCCUCCCCUCUUAUGUUCAUGUUGGUAUGCUAUUCUUUAAGAUAGACGGCACAGAUGGAUUGCAGUCCAUUUCAUUGGUUCUGAAAUAAAAGUUUUAAAGUUA
Messenger RNA from Gasterosteus aculeatus aculeatus (three-spined stickleback), 4254 nucleotides. RefSeq names its product radixin. Lineage: Eukaryota; Metazoa; Chordata; Actinopteri; Perciformes; Gasterosteidae. The record is from RefSeq and is a predicted model, not a curated record. Gene Ontology annotation, cellular component: cytoskeleton. Gene Ontology annotation, molecular function: actin binding.